Messenger RNA from Dibothriocephalus latus, 1165 nucleotides. Lineage: Eukaryota; Metazoa; Platyhelminthes; Cestoda; Diphyllobothriidea; Diphyllobothriidae. The record is from the annotation of a GenBank genome assembly.
UUACACCAAUCCUCUUAAUCUCUUACUGGUGUUAACUUCAAAACAUUUCAUUCUCUUCGCGUUUUUACCCGAUGUCGGCGCCGAAGCUACAAGUGAGGAUAAACGCUACAGAAAUUUAGUUGCGUAUUUUGUCGGGCUAAAAAGAAUAGUUUUGGAGACGAAGGCCUGUGGGCCAAUUGCUGUGUACCUUCACGGAGGUCGUACAGGGAAAGAUGUAGCAGCUAUCACAGUUCAUGACCUUGGUUGCAACCACCACGAAUUUUAUGAAUUUGUUACCCACGAGCACAUGAUGCAGGUGACACAACGAUGCUUUUGGGUGCACGUCGAAGUUCCUGGGCAAGGUGACCAUGACCCAGAGUUGCCAGCUAAUUUUCAGUUUCCGAGAAUGCAACAGAUUGCGGAGGGCCUGUCUGAAAUCUGUGACAGUCUAGAACUCAAGCACGUCGUUCUCUUGGGGGAUGGUGCUGGAGCAAAUAUAUUGGCUCGCCUGGCUAUGCUUAGACAAGAUAUAACAUUGGGCGCAAUUCUUAUACACUGUACCGGAACCACCGCUGGAUUCAUGGAAUCUUUGCGUGAUAAGAUUAACGGUUGGAAACUUAAUACUAUCGGUAUGAAUCCGAGCGUGGAGUCAUAUCUCCUACUUCACCGCUUUGGCCUGAUAAACGCAGCAACCACGGAAGUGGAGUUAAAACAAGCAAUUAAGAACUUCCGCCAAUCUCUCCGUGAAACAAUGAAUCCCAAAAACCUCAAUAAAUUUAUUCAGGCCUUUAUGGAAUGUCCUGUUCUCUUCCUGACUGGCUCACUGGCCUCAUUCAAUCACACCGUAUACACGCUCUACAACGCGCUCCAAAAUUCUCUCAAGGACGAACCGGCCAGAAAAGCGGACGUGGAAAUCCUGGAAAUUGAAGAAGUAGCUAAUGUUAUGCGAGAACGGCCGGAAAAAGUAUCUGAAUGUGUGCAGAACUUCCUGCAAGGCCUUGGCGUAGCUUCUGGUGCAGUGAACCGGCGUCUGAGCAGCACCGGCAACAUUCCCCGACCUCGCAAUCGAUCCGCCUCAAUGGACGAGUACGACCAACCUCAGGGCUUCAAAAAUCUGCUCUAUGACAACAAACGCAAGUACACUGGUAGCGGCACCAUACAAGACAUUGAAGAAACGGACGCGUAG